AUGGCUAAUGUUCUUGAACAACUCCGUCAACAUACGACCAUUGUCGCUGAUACAGGUGACUUUGAAUCAAUAGAAAAAUAUAAACCAACCGAUGCAACAACAAAUCCAUCAUUAAUAUUGGCUGCUGCCAAUAUGAAACAAUAUGAUCAUAUCAUUAAUGAUAUUAUUGAUAAAUGUCGUGCAAAAGAUACAUCGGCAUUGGAUGAACAGAAAAUAAUUGAUGAUAUUAUUGAUCAUGUAUUUGUUGCCUUUGGUGAAGAAAUUCUCAAAAUCAUUCCUGGUCGUGUAUCAACUGAAGUUGAUGCACGUCUAUCGUUUGAUCUUGAAGGACAAAUAAUUAAAGCACGUCAUCUGAUUGAAUUAUAUGAACAACGUGGUGUAUCAAAAGAUCGAAUUUUAAUCAAAUUAGCAUCGACAUGGGAAGGUAUACAAGCAGCAAAAGAAUUAGAAGAAAAGUAUGGCAUACAUUGUAAUAUGACACUAAUUUUUUCAUUCGCACAAGCAUUAGCCUGUGCUGAUGCACAAGUCACAUUGAUUUCACCAUUUGUUGGACGAAUUUAUGAUUGGUUUAUUGAAAAAAAAGGAAAACGUGAAUAUGAAAUUGAAGAAGAUCCGGGAGUUGUUAGUGUUACACGUAUUUACAAUUAUUAUAAACAAAACAAUGUUAAAACUGUUGUUAUGGGCGCAUCGUUUCGCAAUACAAAACAGAUUCUUGGUUUAGCUGGAUGUGAUUUAUUAACAAUAAGUCCAAAAUUACUUGAUGAAUUAGGUUCACAAAAACUAUCGGAGAAUGAACUUAUACACGUCUAUUUAAAUAAAGAACAGGCUGAACAAAAAAAUAAAGAAAAGAAAAAAUAUGGAAAACUUGAUGAAAAAACAUUUCGUUGGAUGUUAAACGAAGAUGAAAUGGCUCAUGAUAAAUUAUCCGAUGGAAUCAGAAAAUUUGCAGUUGAUGCAAAAAAACUUGAAGAACUUAUUCGAGCACGUAUUCAACAACGAAAAUGA
Molecule: messenger RNA, 1005 nt
Organism: Rotaria socialis
Lineage: Eukaryota; Metazoa; Rotifera; Eurotatoria; Philodinida; Philodinidae
Source: the annotation of a GenBank genome assembly